GGCCCCCUGGUGGUCUCGGGCCUGUCUGGGCGCGGCCGCGCGUGGGGCGGGCUGUAGGCCCUGGAGGUCGGCGCCCUGGUCAGCGCGGGCCUCCCGAGGCUGCGAAGAGGGGGCGUGGGGCGGAGGCAGAGGCAGCGCCGCCUGGGCCGCGUCCACACUGAAUGGAGGGAGACUGGGGGUCCCGAGCGAACGCGCGGGAAGGGCCGCGUUUGUGGGAGAGGCCGCGCUGGCUGCGGGGUCUCCAUCCUCUAAUCGCCGAGGCGGCCCGAACGCGGCCCAGAAGACUGAGCGACAGACCCCAUCGGGCCCCGCAGCCCGGGGAGGCUCUACUGGAACAGAGCAUCUCUACUGAGCCGGAAGGAGGGGGACUCCAGGAACGGGAAUCUCACAGGGAAGAACCCCCGCUCCCUCCAGCCUCUGACCCGAGACCCAUCAGAGCUUCAGAAGAGAAGCGGAAGAAACCCAGAAAAGGAGCGUAUCGCCCGGCGGGCCGAGGCUUGAGUGAUUUCACCACCAUCAGCUAAGGGAAAAAGCCUGAAAGGGGAGAUGACUUGUGAGGAAUCGGUAAGAGGCACAUAGAAGUCCUGGCAUGUGCUGUCCACACGAUCGCACGGAAACACGUUUCCUCUUAAAAGAAUCCUUUUGAGGACGUCCCUGGUGGUCCAGUGGGAAUGCCUUCCCAGGUUUUGACAGUCUUCCAGGAACAACAGAAAAUGAACAUAUCCCAGAAGUGUGCUGACCAGGGAUCCGUGUCAUUCAGGGACGUGACUGUGGACUUCACCUGGGAUGAGUGGCUACAGCUGACCUGUAUGCAGAGGACCCUGUACCGGGAUGUGAUGCUGGAAAACUACAGCCACCUGGUCUCCGUGGGGUACUGCAUCAGCAAACCAGAGGUGGUCUUCAAGCUAGAGCAAGGAGAAGAGCCAUGGCCAUUAGAGAGAGCAUUUCCAUGCCGGAGUGAUCCAGACAGAAGCCAGGAAAACCAAAAUAAACAUUUGUGGCGAGUUUCACUCAUAAACAAAAAAACACUGACUAAGAAGAGAGAGAAUGUUUUCAGAAAAACACCCUGUCAAUAUGACUUACAUGGAAUGAGUUUGAAAAAUGUUUCAGAAUCCGUUAUUAGUGAUAAAAAUCAUUCAAGUAAGAACUCUAAUGAAAUUAAUGCAUGUGGGAAGUUGCUUCUUGAUAAUAAUCAAGAAAAUACUCAUCCUAGAAAGAAAUCUGAUGAACGUAACCAAGAUGGAAAAUCUCUAAGUCAUAAUAAGGACCCUACUGGGCAACAGAAAAUUCAGCCUCUGGGACCACCUGUUGAAGGUCAUGAAUGUGGGGCAGCUGUCCUUAGUGAGGCAGCCAUCAUCACACCUCAGAGGAUCCAAACUGAAGAGAAGCCCCAGGAUUAUAAGGAACAGGGGGAAAAUACCAGUGACAAGUCAACCCUUAAAGUCCAGCAGGAAAUUCACACAAGGGAGAAUCAUUCUGAAGUUAAUGAGUGUGAGAAGUCAACCCUCUUUAAACAUCAGGAAGUUAACGUGGAGGAGGAAACACACGAAUCAAAUGAAAAUGAGAAUAAUUCCAGCAAGAAGUCCCAUCUCACUCAACUUUAUAAAACUCACACAGGAGAGAGAACAUUUGAAUGCAGUCACUGCAAGAAAUCUUUUUACCAGGAAUCCCACCUCACUCAACAUCAGAAAACACACACAAGAGAGGAACCAUGUGAAAGUAAUAAAUGUGGGAAAACCUUCCAGAAAUCACAACCCACUGACCCUCAGAGAACCCACACAGGAGAGAAACCCCAUGAAUGUGAUAAAGCCCCUGGAAAGUCGGCCAUUACUGACCAGCAGAGGACACAGUCAGAAAAGAAGCUUCAUGUAUGUAAUGAAUGCCAGAAAUCUUUUCGUCAUUGCUCAGCCCUAAAGGUCCAUCAGAGAAUUCACACAGGAGAGAAGCCCUAUCAAUGUAAGGAUUGUGGGAAGUCCUUCUAUGCAAAAUCAAACUUCAACCAUCAUCAGAGAACUCACACGGGGAAACCAUACGAAUGUAAGGAUUUAGGGAAAUCCUUCUGUGUGAAAUCAAACCUAACUAAGCAUCAGAAAACGCAUACAGGGGAGAAACCUUUCUCACAGAAGUCACAAUUUGCUGAUCAUCAGAGAACACACACAGGGGAGAAACCCUACAAAUGUACUGAGUGUGGAAAAUCCUUCUACUAUAGGUCAGCCCUACAAGUACAUCAGGGGAAGCAUACAGAAGAGAAACCCUAUAAAUGUACUGAAUGUGGGAAAUCCUUCUGCUAUAAGUGCCUGAUUGUACAUCAAGUAUCCCAUACAGGAAAGGAACGCUAUACCUGUAAUGAAUGUGGGAAAACCUUCUGUGUGAAGGCAAAUCUCACUAAACAUCAGAAAAUUCAUACGGGAUUGAAACCCUAUGAGUGUACUGAGUGUGGCAAAUCCUUCUCUAUGAAUUCGAUCCUCACUGUACAUCAAAGAACUCACAUGGGGGAGAAACCCUACGGGUGCAAUGAAUGUGAGAAGUCCUUCUACAAAAAGUCAGCACUCACUAAACAUCAGAAAACUUACACAGGGGAGAAACCACACAAGUGUAAUGCAUGUGAGAAAGCCUUCCUUAUGAAGUCGACCCUCAUUAUAUACCAGAGAACUCACACUGGGGAGAAACCUUUCAAAUGCAAUGAAUGUGAAAAGUCGUUCUAUGUGAAGUCGCUACUUAAUAUUCAUCAGAGAAUCACACAAGAAAGAAACCCCAUGUAUGUAAAGAAUGUGGGAAAGCCUUUUCUAUGAAGUCAAACCUCACUGAUCAUCAGAAGACACACUCAGAAGAGAAACCCUACGAAUGUAAUGAAUGUCAGAAGACCUUUCGCCAUAAGUCAACCUUAACUGUACACCAGAGAACUCAUACAGGGGAGAAACCCUAUAAGUGUAAUGAAUAUGGGAAAGCCUUCUAUAUGAAGUCAGCCCUCAGUCAGCACCAGAGAAUACACACAGGGGAGAAACCUUACGAAUGUAAAGAAUGUGGUAAAACCUUUUUCCAGAAGUCACACCUCACUAAACAUCAGUGAACACACACAGGGGAGAAACCUUACGAAUGUAAAGAAUGUGGGAAGAAUUUCUUCCAGAAGUCACACCUCAUUGAACAUCAGAGAACACACACUGGAGAGAAGCCCCAUGAGUGCAAUAAAUGUGGGAAAUCUUUCUGUUAUAAGUCAGCCCUAACCAUACAUCAGAGGACUCACACAGAGGAGAAACCUUAUAAAUGUAAUGAAUGUGAGAAGUUUUUCUGUAUGAAAUCACACGUCACUGUACAUCAGAGAACUCACACAGGGAAGAACCUCUUUGAAUGUAAUAAAUGUUGGAAAACGUUUUAUGUGAAGUCAAACCUCAUUAAUCAUCAGAGGACCCACACAGGGGAGAAGCCCUAUGAAUGUAAGAGAUGUGGGAAAUACUUCUGUAUGAAGUCAACACUCAUGGUGCACCAGCGAACACACACAGGGGAGAAGCCCUAUGAAUGUAAUGAAUGUGGGAAAGCCUUCUGCAAGAAGUCAACUCUCUCUAAACAUGAGGUAAUUCACACAUGAGAGAUACCCAAAGUGGCAGCAAAUGUGGAAAAUACUCCUGUGUAAAGUCACAUUUUGUCACACCUGAGAGAACUCACAGGAGAAACUAAGCUCUCUUAUAUCAGAGGACUUGUCAGGAGAGAGAUUCCCUGAGAACGUUAUUAGUAUCCACCUACAGAUCCACUAUAUGCUUCAGAAAAAUCACAGGGGAAAGGCAUCAGAAGUAUUAAAGCAUUUACAAAGUCACAACUUACUGAACAUCAGAUAAUUGAUAUUGGAGUGAAACUGUAUAAAUGUUUUAUGUACAAGUGUUCAAGAAGGAAACCAAACUUUAUUAUGUAAGGAGUUAAUACUGAGGGGAAAUCUAUCAAUUUAGAAAAUAUGGAUACAUUUUUUUUUCCUCCAGAAAUAAUGUAAUACUGGAAGUCAUGAUUCUCAUGUGGUACCAACUUUUGAAAAUGUGACCUAAGAUCUGUCUAAUGCUAAUGAUACUCGUUUUGUAAUAUGAAGCCUUUGGAAACACAGGUUGCAGCAGCAGAUUGACAGCAUUAGACACGUGAAGUGUACCUCAGGUAAGAAGGCUUAGGCAUGUUAGCAACAUACCUAUGUUGUGUGUUUGAUUUACAUGGUGGAUGUCAAAAUGGUUGUCAGUAGGAGAUAUCUCCCCAUAGCUUAAUAAUUAUUAUGACAGAUUUCUCACAUUAAAUGCCACCAGUGUUUGUAUUUUGGUAUACAGUAUACAUUUUAAGUGAAAUACUGACAGAUUUGAAGUACUGUACCACAACAUAUUAUUGAGAAAAUCAAAGUAUAGAAAACUAUCCAGCGUGCUACCUUUUGUGUAAGAAUUGAGAGGAUUCUCACACAUAUACACAAUUACUUAUUUUUGCAAAGAAAAACACUAGAAGGAUAAACUACAAACUGUCAAAUACCUAUGGAGGCAGAAGUGAACAGGAAGGUAGAGAUAGGGGUGGAAGCAAGGUUUCUUUGAUUUUACUUUUUUAUGGAAUUUUGACUUUUGAACAAAUGUAAAUGAUUUAUAUAUUCAAAAGUAAAAAUAAGACAUUCUGAAAUUGAGGGCUUCCCUGGUGGCG
Balaenoptera musculus (blue whale) is the source of this 4656-nucleotide messenger RNA. RefSeq names its product zinc finger protein 2 homolog. The record is from RefSeq and is a predicted model, not a curated record. NCBI's taxonomy places the organism in Eukaryota, Metazoa, Chordata, Mammalia, Artiodactyla, Balaenopteridae. Gene Ontology annotation, biological process: negative regulation of transcription by RNA polymerase II. Gene Ontology annotation, molecular function: DNA-binding transcription repressor activity, RNA polymerase II-specific.